Molecule: messenger RNA, 2588 nt
Organism: Schistocerca nitens (vagrant locust)
Lineage: Eukaryota; Metazoa; Arthropoda; Insecta; Orthoptera; Acrididae
Product: histone-lysine N-methyltransferase PRDM9-like
Exons: 7
Coding region: 227-1756 (509 amino acids)
Cellular component (GO): nucleus
Molecular function (GO): histone methyltransferase activity; protein binding
Source: RefSeq, a predicted model, not a curated record
AGAGAGACAAGAGGAGGAAGGUCAAUACUCUGACAGAGCUGCCAGUGAAGUAUCCUCAAACCAUCACAAUCGUUACAAGCCUGUUACAUAUGAACUCAGGCAACGUAAAUCUAGAAGUUACAGAGAAGACAGUUCACCUGAAAAUGAUGAUGAUUAUCUAUUUUGUGAUGAGUGCAACAGAGAAUGGUUUGGUGAUUGUCCUUCUCAUGGACCACUUAUUCAUAUAAUGGAUACACAGGUUCCAAUGUACCCCUUAGACGCAGAAAGAGCAGCAAAAACGUUACCUAGUAUCUUCCGAAUAGGACCAUCUUCAAUACGAAAAGCAGGUUUGGGUGUGUGGACAACUACUUCACUUUCGCAACGUACAGUAUUAGGACCUUUUGAAGGAUCUCUUACUGAUACUGCUAAUGACGAAAGUUAUUGUUGGUUGGUCAAGGAGAAAGGUCGUCCUGCAGGAUUCAUAGACGCCAGUGACAGCAGCAUCUCCAAUUGGAUGCGGUUUGUAAACUGCUCACGUCACGAGAGGGAGCAAAAUCUUCUAGCGUUUCAGUACAAGAGGAGAAUAUACUACCGCACAACUCGUCUUGUACUACCUAAUGUAGAGCUGCUUGUGUGGUAUGGUGACGAAUUGGGGAAAGCUUUGGGCAUUGACAAGAAGAAAUACUGCAUUGAUAAAAAGUGCUCACGCGAGGUGUUCCAGUGCUCCAAGUGCAGGCUGUCAUUCUCCAGUGCAGCAUAUCAGGAACGACAUAACUGCAAGGGAAGACGCAUGCCUUUGAAAGUCAGCUGUACUACUCCAAUCAAGUAUGCUGUUGGAGACCUGUGCAAGAACAGUAAUGGUGGUGGCCUAGGGCAUGGUGCAACAAAUGGCUCUCCAUCUAAAAUAGAGAAUAACACAAAUCAGAUUUCAUACAGUCAGUCAAACACUUCUAGUCAGUCUCUGUGUGGUAAACAAGACUUCAGACACAAGAAUUUGAGUGAAACUAAUGUUUGGGAUGGCAAGAAAGACACACUACUAUCAACACAGAACAACUUAGAUAACACUUCAGGAUCAAUGGGUAAUCAUAUUACGGACAAUAUGGGGAGUCCAGGUAGUGGAAAGGGCUACAGCAAAUCAUUCUCUCGUAUCUCAAAUGUUCACAACCAUGAGAAAACUUGGCCAGAAGAACGCCCAUACAAGUGUACCACAUGUACAAGGUCUUUCUCUUGUGCUUCAAAUCUCCGUAAGCAUGAGGUAAUUCACACAGGGGAACGUCCAUACAAGUGCACCACCUGUAACAAGGCAUUCUAUCGAACCUCAGAUCUGCGUACGCAUGUGCGAAUUCACACAGGGGAACGUCCAUACAAGUGCACCAGCUGUAACAAAUCUUUCCAUUCCAGCUCAGGUCUCACUCAGCAUGAACGAAUUCACACAGGGGAAUGUCCAUAUAAAUGCACCACCUGUAACAAGGCUUUCCUUCGUACGUCAAGUCUCCGUUCACAUGAGCGUAUUCACACAGGAGAACACCCAUAUAUAUGCACCACCUGUAAUAUGGCAUUCUCUUUUGCUGGGAGUCUUAAGAGGCAUGAGCUUACUCACACAGGGGAAUGUCCAUACAAAUGCUCUACCUGUAACAAGGCAUUCUCUCAACUCUCAAAUCUCCAUAAACAUGAGCUAUUUCACAGAGGGGAAUGUCCAUACCAGUGUACCAUCUGUAAGAAGUUGUUCAGGUAUGCCUCAAAUUUCCGUAAGCAUGAGCGGACUCACACAGCAUAACAAGCCUUGUGUACCAAUAAUAUGUGAAAUUUAUGUUUUACUAAACGAACUUCAGUUGCUUACACUUGCUGUAGAAGUUAACAGACGAUGUUUUCCACAAGUCAUUCACAGUAUGUUGAGUGCUGUGUCUGAUAAUAAUGACUGAAAAAUUAAAUUACACUUCACCAUAUGUUGUAUCAUUCACAUAACAACAUACAUAAUUGUUAAUUAUCAUGCAAAUUGUGGAUUAAGUGUGCCUACUAUUGGGUGGAUCUGUGUUGUGUGAAAACUUUGCAGAGAUGCACAAACUGUCAUAGUCAAGUGACAAAAGUGUACCCCAAACUCAUGCUCUGUUAGUCAGAUAGUCCAUGCAUACUCGUACUCAUUGAUGUAAUUAACUCACUCAUCUUAGUAGUUGCUGCAGGUACUUGUUUUCCAUUUCUUAGCACAAUUGUAUUAUUAUAAAGGUGUUGAUAUUUGUGGAUUUGAGUAGAACCAGAACACAAGCUACACUGUCUGCAUGUACAGCUGAAGCGAUGAUUGUUGUUUGUGUGGCAUUAUUUAUGAAAACCAAGUGAAGUUAUUGUAAGUGGAACAUAUUCAUGACUGUAUCUAAUUGCUGGUAUUCAUUUCACUAGUUUCCUGAUAAUAUCAGUGUUUUGCAAUUGAGAUCUUUCAUCUGCAUGAAAAUGAGAAUACAUUAUGUAGAGUUGUAUAAAUAUGGAAAAAUUACAAUUUUAAUGGUUUAAGCUGUAGAUAUUUAUGAAUCAUAAUCUAUCAUGUGAGGUCUGAUUACAUGAAAUAUAUUUGUUCUUACUUUUUAUCACAGAAUGAAGAUUUAUCAGUGGGGAAA